This is a messenger RNA of Rhodamnia argentea, 1161 nucleotides long. Its product is annotated as heat shock factor protein HSF24. Gene Ontology annotation, molecular function: DNA-binding transcription factor activity; RNA polymerase II cis-regulatory region sequence-specific DNA binding. Gene Ontology annotation, biological process: regulation of transcription by RNA polymerase II. Lineage: Eukaryota; Viridiplantae; Streptophyta; Magnoliopsida; Myrtales; Myrtaceae. Gene Ontology annotation, cellular component: nucleus. Bases 92 to 973 code for a protein of 293 amino acids. The record is from RefSeq and is a predicted model, not a curated record. The transcript has 3 exons.
CCGUUUCUCUCUCUCUAUCUCUCCUUUGCCCACCUAAAAACUGUAGCUGUUGCCGCCGGAGAGGGUUAAAUCGGGAACCACCGGCAAAGGAAUGGCCCAGCGCUCGGCACCGGCGCCGUUCCUGACGAAGACGUACCAGCUGGUGGACGAUCCGGCCACCGACGACGUCAUCUCGUGGGGCGAGAACGGCCGGACGUUCGUGGUGUGGAAGACGGCGGAGUUCGCCAAGGAUCUGCUCCCCACCUACUUCAAGCACAACAACUUCUCCAGCUUCGUUCGCCAGCUCAACACCUACGGCUUCAGGAAGAUCGUGCCGGACAAAUGGGAGUUCGCCAACGAGCACUUCAAGCGCGGCCAUAGAGAACUCCUCUCCGAGAUCCGCCGCCGCAAGACGGCGGCGACUCCUCCGAACGCCCCGGCCUCCAGAGCCGGGAAACCCGCCGGCGCCGCUGGAGGCCAGGCCUCGCCGGAGAGCUCGGGCGAGGACAUGGGGUCCACGUCCACGUCGUCCCCGGCGGACUCGAAGAACGCGGGCUCCGUGGAGACGGCCGCGGUCGCGACGGCCGCCCAGUUCGCCGACCUGACGGGCGAGAACGAGAAGCUGAGGAGGGACAACGAGGCCCUGAGCUCGGAGCUGGCGCAGGCGAAGAAGCACUGCGACGAGCUGGUGGCGUUCCUGACGGAGUGCCUGAAGGUGGGCCCCGACCAGAUCGACCGCAUCGUGCAGAGCGGAGGCCGGGGGUCGGCGGCGUUGGCCGCCGGGGACCUUGUCGACGGUGUCGAUCGCGAUGACAAUGACGACGACGACAAAGCAGGAAGAGGAGUUGGUGGGGAGAAGAGCACGAAGCUGUUUGGCGUGUGGCUGAAGGGGAAGGGGAAGGAGGAGAGGAAGAGGGCGCGGGAGGAGAAAGUGGGGCCCGCGGGGAUGGAGUUCCGUCAGCCGUUGAUGAAGACCAGCAAGGUCUGCAACUGAUCGUGCGGUUGGAAAGCGAUGCGGGGCCGGGGUGUACUGUAAGGUCGUUGCACCUCAGGCACACCAAAUUGCGAAGUUUUAGGGACUUUGAUGUGAUUUGAUCGGUCGGUCGUUGGCUUAGGGAGGAGAAAGAGACUCAUCAACCUUAAGGUUUCAAUUUCUCUGUCUUCUAUUUGAAUUUUUUUUUC